AUGGCGCAACUGCGUUUGUUUAAAAACCCAAUUCUUAUUAAAACCAUAAGUGAAUCCACGAUUACCGAAAAAGAAGCUAGCGCUAUAAGCAGUUUACCGCAAAAAAAAUUGACGGAUUUACAAAAUUUACAAGAUCAUUUGUCUUCAAAAACUGGAUUUGUUUCUGAUCCUGUUAAGAGAAAACAUGAUUCUAUAGAAAGUGUUGUAAGCAAGUUAAUUGAAGGAUAG
Messenger RNA from Racocetra fulgida, 228 nucleotides. NCBI's taxonomy places the organism in Eukaryota, Fungi, Glomeromycota, Glomeromycetes, Diversisporales, Gigasporaceae. The record is from the annotation of a GenBank genome assembly.